UUCCCGUCAUGCCUGCCUGGGCGGCGGGCCCGUCCCCGCCAUCCCGGGGAGGGGGGGAUCGGGGGGGAACCGGGGCCGUCGCUCCCGCGGGCCUGGCCUCUCCUCUCCUCAUGCGCGCUGCGCCGCCGCCGCUGCUCUCCGCGCUCCUCCUGGCGCUGGCGGCCGCCGCAGGAGCCGCAGCUCUUGCCCCUGUUCUUUGCCUCUGGUUUUGUUGGUGAGGAUAUCACAGUGAUGUCUGCAUUCAACCUGCUGCAUUUGGUGACAAAGAGCCAGCCAGUGGCCCUGCGAGCCUGUGGGCUUCCCUCAGCUUUCCGUAAUUUGUAUCACCAGAGACGUACUAUUACAGAUGGCUCUUCGCAUGAUCUGAAAGAAAAUAAAAGGUCAUGUAGGGAUAAAAAAGACUGUAAGGUGGUCUUUUCCCAGGAGGAGCUGAGGAAGCGGCUGACACCCUUGCAGUACCAUGUCACUCAGGAGAAGGGGACCGAAAGUGCCUUUGAGGGGGAGUACACACAUCACAAAGCUCAAGGAAUAUACAAAUGUGUUGUUUGUGGAACUCCUUUAUUCAAGUCAGAGACAAAGUUUGACUCCAAUUCAGGUUGGCCUUCCUUCUAUGAUGUGAUCAGCCCCGAUGCAAUUACUCUCACUGAUGAUUUCUCCUAUGGGAUGCAUCGGAUUGAAAUAUCCUGCAGUCAGUGCGGGGCUCACCUGGGGCACAUUUUUGAUGAUGGACCUCGUCCAACUGGCAAACGGUACUGCACAAACUCCGCUUCCUUGUCCUUCAAACCAGCAGAGAAGAACAAUGCCGGGGAAGGCAGCAGUAGCACCAGUCCUGCCCCGACAGGCAAAGCUGAGCUGUAGGACAGCGCAAGCCCCACGAAAAGCUGCUCUGAUCCCACACAACUUACAAGGAAUGUUUGCUAAGUUGCCUGCUACCUUAUAUCCUAAGAAUGUGUAAAUGUAUGAAGGAAGAAUUUUGCACCAUCCUUUUUCUUCCACUCCUUUCUGGAACUGAGGCCUUGCCUGCCAGGGCAUUUUACUAUAUAAUUGGGUUGAAAAACAUGUUGACUGACUCCACAGGUUUUCUUUUUUCUUUCUUUUCUUUCUUUUUUUUUAUUUUAUUUUUUUUAAUAGAUUGCUUUAAGGAACCCUUAACUCAAGAGGCUUUGGCACUAUGAGUUACUAGUUUCUCCUUAGUGCUGCGUUGCUCUAGGUUUGAACAGUAAUCCUUUUCGUGUGGGAGAAGGGAAUUGUGUUUAUCUCCAGCUUAUAGGAAACUUCUGGGCAUAAGAAAUCCUGAAUUCCCAGCACAUCUAUGCUUUGUUCUGACUUGUGAGGCAUGCAGCCUUUGGUCAUAUGUAUUCAGCCAUCUCCCGGUAUCAGCCGCACCCUGCAAAAACUUGUAUUUAUGGCUGUUCCUUCCCAACUAGAAGAGAUGGAUCAGAUGUAAAGCCCAUCCUCUGGUUAAUUCCCUGCCAACAUUUCAAGGGUGUGGUUGAGAGGGUGUAAACAUUGUCUCAGCAUCUAUUUUUUCCCCUUUGUUUGGUAUUUAAAUCAAGGUUUUAACUAGUAAGGCUCACUUAUGCAGGCUACUAAUGAGACUGUCUUUUUCUGAGGCCUGAAAUCUGAAUGAAAGCUGAAAUCUGCAGGGGGCCAUUAUAUGGGCAAGUGCAGAGAUAAACUGGAGAACUGAAGAAGAUGCAGAAUGACACUGGGCUCUUUAUCUCGUCAAGGUUUCAGAAACAGGACAGCUUCUGCUACAAGGGAGUUUAAGAAUGCAGCAGGAAGAGGGAGACCCUCUGGAAACAUAGAGUUUUAAGGUUUAGUUGGCCUGGAUGCGUACUGCCUGCAAGGGCACAGCCUUUGUUUUGGGCAACUGCGACGCAGGACAUGAGCGAGGGGGUUGAUUUAAGAAAAAAAAAUGAAAAAAAACUGUCAGAGCUGCAACAAUUUUCACGUAGUGAAAUUUGCUGUCCCAUAAGAUGCUUUACACAGCUGCUUUUAGAUUUUGUUGGAUAAGUUUGCCUCAAAUUGUGCAUAAUGCUCUAAUUUAAGCCGCAAUACACAGUAUUUGCUGACACCGCUUUGCCUUGAAGUAUUGCGAGACUUAAUGAAUAUAGUAUUUACUUUUAUUAGCAAACUGCGUAACUAACAUGUUCGAAUCUAAUUUUAUUUCCAGGAGGUGCAAAACAACCACAGAGUUUUAUGGAAGCAGGACUGAGGUUUUUAUGUUGGUGAUAAUAAACACAUUACCUAAAGUACAAACAUCCUUCAAUUAAAAUAUAGCAACUGUAAAAGCAUGCAGAAAGGCCAGAACCACCUUUUUUUUUGAUGACAUAAGAACUGCAUGAAAAAAAGCAUACAGUACCUUAACAUAGAAUAGAUACAAAUAAUUAAAGAUGAUAAAUAUUCAGAGCUGAAGCACUCGGGCUCUGUGGUGGUGAGCACCUACUUGCGUGAGUAUUCCCCCAGGUGUCACGCAAGGAAUUGCUCAUCAGCAGGAGGAGAGGCUGAUGCCGACUGACCUUGGCUGUUUCAAGGCAGUUGCGUUUCUCCUGGUCCCAUUGCUUUUUAGCAAUCUCUUGGAGAGGGACUGCUCUUAUCCCUCGCUUUUAUUUAAAGUAAAGUAGAUUUUCUCUACCAUAUUUUCUGACAUAAACGUAAAAAAGGCAGCAUCUAUAAAAAUGUGGUACAUAAAUGUGGUUUAAUUCCAGAUUGCUGUUGGAUUUAAGUGUUAUCAAAUUUCAGUAUAUUUCUGCCUUAUGUUAAAGAAAUAUAUUACUUAAACUUCAGUAUGCAGUAAUGUAUGCUGUCCUACAGGAGAUUUAUUUUUGCAGGAUAUGGAGUGCAAUGAAAUGAGUCAAUAUGGUGAGGUGUAUGUGAUCUGUGGGAGUUAGACCAUUUAACAUAGGAAAUGCAUUGUUCUCUCUUGUGCGCAAACUAUAGCAUAGCACAGGUCAAGGUAAGACAGAUUUCCUUUUAUUGCUUUUCGAAGACGCUAGUAAGGGCUGGUAUUGAACCCUCCAAAUUUUGUUCAGUCUGGUUAUGAUCAUGACAGAGGAGACUUGGGAGCUGAGCACAAUGUAUAGAAUAGCAGGAGAAUAUUUCUGUAUCUACAAUUUGCACUGUCUAGAUGCUUAUGAAAACUGAAUGCAAAUUCUGUAGAAAUAGCAAACUAUAUUUUAUAUCUCUAUUGUUACUCAGAUGUUUAAAUAGCAUACCUUAAAACAUCAUGUCACAUGUUAUUUAUAUAUACUAUAUAUAUAAAAAAUUGCACAUGUUUUUUAUAUAUAUAUACGUACACGCAUAUAUAUCUAUCCAAGUAUAAUUUUAGCCUUCAGUACCUUUUUAAUAACGAAAACCUUUCCUUAAGAGUUCAAUACUUUUAAGAAAUCAAAUAUACAUUUUUCAAAUUAGAUUUGUUUCAUAUAUUUGUUGUACACAAAUAGAAAAUAAAUUUCUUUAUAAAUAA
This is a messenger RNA of Cygnus atratus (black swan), 3469 nucleotides long. It is a transcript of the gene MSRB3, whose product is annotated as methionine sulfoxide reductase B3. Gene Ontology annotation, molecular function: peptide-methionine (R)-S-oxide reductase activity. Gene Ontology annotation, cellular component: cytoplasm. The record is from RefSeq and is a predicted model, not a curated record. Gene Ontology annotation, biological process: response to oxidative stress; protein repair. The coding region runs from base 232 to 858 and encodes 208 amino acids. The transcript has 8 exons. NCBI's taxonomy places the organism in Eukaryota, Metazoa, Chordata, Aves, Anseriformes, Anatidae.